This is a messenger RNA of Penicillium waksmanii, 885 nucleotides long. Its product is annotated as metallophosphatase domain-containing protein. Gene Ontology annotation, molecular function: hydrolase activity. NCBI's taxonomy places the organism in Eukaryota, Fungi, Ascomycota, Eurotiomycetes, Eurotiales, Aspergillaceae. The record is from RefSeq and is a predicted model, not a curated record. Bases 1 to 885 code for a protein of 294 amino acids. The transcript is spliced from 2 exons.
AUGGCGCAGGAUCAUACCACUAGCCCAGCCCACAUCAAAACACGUUUCCUGAUAUGCUCGGACACCCAUGGGAUCGAUAAUUUACCCGGUUUCAUUCCAUUUGCAGACGUUGCUAUUCACUGUGGAGGUCUCAUCACCCAAUCUCAGCUCCACGAAUACAAAGCGUCAAUUCGGUUGCUCCAAGCUAUCGACGCACUUUUAAAGCUUGUCAUCGCCGGAAAUCAUGAUUUCACGAUGGAUAUACCCAUGUUUCGCAAAAAGGUCUCAGAGGCCCAGUCAUUAGAGCGUAAACUCGUUGAGCAAGCCUAUGGAUAUGACGGGGAGGCGAGGAGAUUGUUUGAAGGCACAGGAAUUACUUUUCUCGAUGAAGGCGUACACUAUUUGCAUUUACAGAAUGGCGCUUUGCUGACUGUUUACGCCAGCCAUAACUUUAUGAUACACGGUGGUAUUGAUACUAAUGCUGUUGAUGUUAUAAUGACACACGGCCCACCGAAAGGAAUCAUGGACUACACUCAGUCCGGUGAACGGGCAGGCUCCCCGGACCUCUUUCGCGCCCUCGCUCGCGCCCGACCACGACCGCGGAUGCAUUGCUUCGGCCACAUUCACGAAGGCUGGGGUGCGAAACUUAUUACGUGGCGUAACAGAAUUACCCCUAUACCCUCUCACCUAAUGGAUAUCGACAAUUGUCAGUCUCUUCCUAUAGCGAAGCUCUCCGACAUGAAAGAUAGAGCCGGGCAAAGCUUAGACGGGGAUGGCGUCCCUAUGAAGUACUUUGCCACUAGCCACUGUUCUGGGGAUACCCAUCCACUGAGCUGGGGCUCUCAAACGUUGUUUGUGAAUGUUUCGAUUGAGGGGCUGCCCCAAGACAUUAAUGACCAGAAAUAA